CGACCUAAAAACGUAACAUCCUUACGGUUCCUCGAGAAUCUCAUCCACGAAAACGUAAAAUCGAAAAACAAAUCAUGAACAUCUUAGUGUUUGUACCGUUGAUGCUCCUCUCUUUGAUUCAUCUGCCGAUCGUUUUUUGCGGGACACGGCCGAGUUUUGUCUCCGACGAGAUGAUCGCUACCGCAGCAAGCGUAGUGAACGCUUGUCAAACGCAGACUGGAGUGGCGACAGUGGAUAUAGAGGCGGUAAGGAAUGGUCAGUGGCCAGAGAGGCGGCAACUAAAGUGUUACAUGUACUGUCUGUGGGAACAAUUCGGAUUGGUCGACGAUAAAAGAGAGCUCAGCUUGAACGGCAUGCUCACGUUUUUCCAAAGAAUACCGGCGUACAGGGUGGAGGUUCAGAAAGCGAUCAGAAAAUGCAAGGGGAUCGGUAAAUAUUUCGCCAAGGGUGAUAACUGCGAGUACGCUUACACGUUCAAUAAAUGUUACGCGGAAGCAUCGCCACGGACCUACUAUCUUUUCUAAUGGAUCAUCAGGUUCGUUCGAUACAGAGGAGAAACGAAACCGAAGUGAGAAAAAGAAAAAAGCGCUGCUCAAAAAGUCUAUCUCAUUAAAUGAUUUAGUCUGCAACGUUUUACCGUGUAAUGGAACCGUAAUCGUAUCUGUACUCGUACAAAUGUAAACGAGUCUCUGUACAAGACGUUAAUAAAAGAAAAAAAAAGUUCCAAUUA
Messenger RNA from Osmia lignaria (orchard mason bee), 730 nucleotides. It is a transcript of the gene Obp10, whose product is annotated as odorant binding protein 10. Lineage: Eukaryota; Metazoa; Arthropoda; Insecta; Hymenoptera; Megachilidae. Gene Ontology annotation, molecular function: odorant binding. The record is from RefSeq and is a predicted model, not a curated record.